UAAAGUUGCGUAUUGUUUAAAAAGGAAUCGGAAUCGGAAUCGAAAAUUUGAAAUUGGAUUUGUACUCAUUGAUCUGAGUCACGCUUAUUGUUUGCUCGCAAUCGCAUCUGCCUCCGUUUACCUUUUGCUAGUUCGACUGAAGAUUUCCACGGCGACAGAGCUAGGGAAUUAGUGUUUUUAUGACAAUAAUCGAUGGGCGUUCAUUGGCAUUUCAAUGGCUGGAGCUGACUACUGCGAAAUUGCGGCUGACACUCGAAGGACUGAAUGCUGUUGGAUCUUGUGAAAGAGGGUUGGAAACAGCUCACAUGGUUCUGGUUCCACUCUCAUGAUGGAUACCCUUCUUGAAUAACCAAUGCUGUCCCCUCCCGUCGUCUCCAAUUCUUUCUUCAUCCUUCGUCUCCAUAGUCUCUGGCUUCAAUAUCCUUUUUUCCCGACGGACCUCGUGACCUUCUUCUCCUACUUCUCUGUCAUCUUCCGGGGCUAGUUUUGGCGUCGUGUUGUUUCGGUUAUGUUUUCUUCUUCUACAGCUUCGUCGGAGGCUCAAAUCUGAGAACUAGGUAUUUUUGACCCCGAUCGGCGGAUUCUGCAAAAAUGGCACGAAAUAAGGAAGGCCUGGUUCUGGUGCUUGAUGUUGGUCCACUGAUGCAUUCUGUGUUGCCAGAAGUAGAAAAAGUUUGUUCUAUUAUGAUACAGAAGAAGCUUAUUUACAGCAAAUAUGAUGAGGUUGGACUUGUCGUAUUUGGUACCACAGAGACAAAGAAUGAAUUGGCAGUAGAAGUUGGUGGAUAUGACAAUGUGAUGGUUUCACGGGAUGUGAAAGUAGUAGAUGGAGAUCUUGUUGAUGCUUUACAACAACUUCCUCGAGGAAGCACACAUGGAGACUUUCUUGAUGCAAUUGUUGUUGGGAUGGAUAUGUUGAUUAAGAAGUAUGGGCCAACUAACAAGGGAAAAAAGCGCUUAUGUCUUAUAACUAAUGCAGCUACUCGAAUUAAAGAUCCUUAUGAGGGAACAAAGGAGGACCAAGUGAAUACAAUUGCUAUGCAGAUGACAGCACAUGGCAUGAAGAUGGAGUGCAUCAUUUUUAGAGCGAAACAAGAUUGUGAUUUGGAUAAGGGGGUUAUGGAAGAGAAUGAUUUCUUACUAAGUUUAUUUUCAAACAAGUCUUCCUCAAAGAUGGUGUAUGUUGAGAGUGCUACCUCAUUAUUAGGUGCUCUUAGAACACGUAACAUAUCUCCUGUAACUACAUACAGGGGAGACUUUGAGCUAGGCCCUCAAAUGCGGAUCAAGGUAUGGGUCUACAAGAAAACAUCUGAAGAGAAAUUUCCCACUUUGAAAAAGUAUUCCAAUAAAGCCCCUCCAACAGAUAAAUUUGCCACACAUGAAGUUAAGGUUGAUUAUGAAUACAAGAGUGUUGAAGAUCCAAAAAGAGUCGUGCCCCCUGAACAAAGGAUCAAAGGCUACCGCUAUGGUCCUCAAGUAGUCCCCAUAUCCAGUGCAGAGUUGGAUGCUGUGAAAUUUAAACCGGAGAAGAGUGUAAAGCUUCUAGGCUUUACAAGUGCAUCGAAUAUCAUGAGACAAUAUUACAUGAAAGACGUCAACCUUUUCAUUGCUGAACCUGGAAAUACAAAAGCAAUCCUUGCAAUCUCAGCAUUAGCAAGAGCAAUGAAAGAGAUGAACAAAGUAGCUAUUGUCCGCUGUGUUUGGAGACAGGGACAGACAAACGUCGUUAUAGGGGUCCUAACUCCUAAUUUAUCUGAGAAUGAUAAAACACCAGAUUCAUUUUAUUUCAACGUGCUUCCUUUUGCGGAAGAUGUCAGGGAGUUCCAGUUCCCAUCGUUCAGCAAUCUUCCGCCAUCAAAGCAGCCAAAUGAACAACAGCAAGAAGCUGCAGAUAAGUUGGUCCAAAUGCUUGAUCUUGCUCCAGCUGGUAAAGAGGAAGCUCUUCAACCUGAUCUCACACCCAAUCCCGUUCUUCUGCGAUUCUACCACUCUCUUGAGAUGAAAUCUAAGGAUCCAAUUGCUACUCUCCCACCGCUCGAUGCGACCCUUAAAAGGAUAACAGAGCCUGAUGCUGGACUUCUUAAUCAAAACGGGGUUGUGUUUGAGGAAUUCCGUCGGUGCUUUGAAGUUAAAGAGAAUCCUAAGCUGAAAAAGUCAUCCAGAAGAAUAAUAGAAGAGAAACCUUCUGGAUCCGAUAAGGAAGGAGAGGGGACCGGUGCUGUUGCCAUGGAUGCUAUUGAAUACCCAUCCAAAGUUGAUACAGGGAAAGGAGAUGGUUAUGAAUCCAAAGACAUUGUUGAUAAACAAGGGGAUUAUUCAUCCAAAGUUACUUUUAAAAAAGAAGGUGAUGACGAAUCCAAAUUCAAAGUUGAGAAAAUCGGGGAUGACAAUCCUGUUCAAGAUUUUGAAGCCAUGCUAUCACGAAGAGAUAACCCCGAAUGGGUUGAAAAGGCCAUAAACAAUAUGAAACAAAAGAUUAUCAGCCUAGUCGAGAACUCUUUCCAAGGAGAUAACUAUUUGAAAGCGUGGGAGUGCUUAGUUGCAUUACGCAAGGGUUGCAUCAUGGAGCAGGAGCCAACACAAUUUAACAAGUUCUUGUACAAACUCGACAAGUAUUGCCACGAGAAACAGCUUGAUGACUUCUUGGAAUACUUGUACCAACGUGAUGUGACUCUGAUAAGCAGCGCUGAAGCCCCCGAGAGCAAAGUUCCUGAGUGUAUAACACGAAUCUGGAUGGGGAAAAAGGAACCUAAAGUUGAGUGAAUCAGCUCACCCUUUUGCAUUGAAAUGGUUACAACUAAUAUCUCUACAAAGGUACAUAUACUAUUUUGUUCGGCUGCAUUAUCCUUUUGUCUCUUGGCUCAUUUUCCUCUUCGCACUGGAGCUUAUGCUGUAGUAUGAAUAUGGCUGCUUAUUAUCGAAGUAAUAUAAAAUAUAUGCUUUAUUAGGUCAGCUGAUUUGGCUUAUAAACUUUGUAGUGCUAUUUUAAUUAUCAGUUCAUCAUGUUUGGAGUCUAGAUAGAGAGAAGACGAGUACAAGACGUUUUUAAAUGUGUCCUGAAUUUAAUGGAUUAGCCAAAGAAUUCCAACUCCCAAUUAUCAUUCGUAGGGGUUAUUGGUUAAGUGCCUAUGCUACAGCUAUGUUUGAAUUAAAUAAUUUAUCGACCUCGUCAAUUUUCUUAAAUUUUGUUUAUUUGCGGGUAGUUACUAAUUAUGACAUAAUAAUAAGUUUAAAGUAUUUGGGUUUGGACGAAAGCUUUGGGCCUAUAAACGCGGCAAGUGUAAUAAUGAUUUGGGACUGUAAGUGAGGCCCAUUCUCGUACAUUCCACUGAAAUAUGGGCCUAUAAAUUGGGCUGUUUUUGUUACAUUUUCAACUAAUGAAUUUGGGCUGAAAUUUCUGCUUUAAUUUCGGCCUAUGUUACGAUAAAUUUGGGCUUAAGUUUCAGAAGGUAUGGCCCAUGUUAUUUUACAUUUUGCAAGUAAUUGGUUUGGGCCUAUACCACCCUUCUAAUAAUUGGACUGAAAGAUGGGCCUGUGUAUGGUUAACAUUCAGUUGGGCUAAUAUUUGGGCGUCUGAUUGGACCUUGUUUGAUGUUGUUGGGGAUAGCGAUGGGCCUUUCAUUAGACUCAUUUUCAGCUAUUUAAUUUACUGCAUAUAAUUUGGGUUGAUAUAUGGGCCUAUAUGUAUAUAUAUUGCAAGUUUAUUAAUUAAUUUGGGCCCACAUCUCGGCCUUCAAGUAAGCCCAUUUCUCAUAUUUCUUUCUCCCCUGAAGUUCGGGUCUGUAAAGCUAGCCUAAUUCUAAUAAAGUUGGGCUGAAAUGUUAUAUACU
Andrographis paniculata is the source of this 3830-nucleotide messenger RNA. Its product is annotated as ATP-dependent DNA helicase 2 subunit KU80. Gene Ontology annotation, biological process: telomere maintenance; cellular response to X-ray; cellular response to gamma radiation. Lineage: Eukaryota; Viridiplantae; Streptophyta; Magnoliopsida; Lamiales; Acanthaceae. Gene Ontology annotation, cellular component: nucleus; Ku70:Ku80 complex. The coding region runs from base 592 to 2763 and encodes 723 amino acids. The record is from RefSeq and is a predicted model, not a curated record. Gene Ontology annotation, molecular function: damaged DNA binding; DNA helicase activity; telomeric repeat DNA binding. The transcript is spliced from 15 exons.